CAACAACCUCGCGCGAUAGACGAAACCAUCGCGUUAGCCUCACCACCAUACCAUACCGUUCAUCCACCCACGACCAUGUCUGACAAGGAGUUUGGAGGCAAUGAGGAUCUCUCCCUGCCUAAGGCUACAGUACAGAAGAUUAUCAACGAAGUCCUCGCGACGAAUCCCUCUCUCAAAGAUGGCAACGGCACCAUGUCUUUCGCCAAAGAUACGCGGGACCUGUUGAUCGAUGCCUCUGUCGAGUUCAUCAAUCUGAUUUCCUCCGAAGCCAACGAAAUCGCCGAGAAAGAAGCGAAAAAGACCAUCGGUGCCGACCAUAUCUUCAAGGCCCUCGAGGAACUGGGCUUUGGCGACUACAACGAAGAGCUUGGGAAGGUUGCAGAUGGGUUCAAGGCGGAAAGCGCGAGACGCGAGAAGAAGCAAACGAAGAUCGAGAACAGUGGACUGAGUGCAGAAGAGCUCCAGAAAAUGCAGGACGAUCUGUUCAAGAAAGCUGGAGAGAAGUACACUGGCGAGUCACAGGACUAGGCGUCCAUUGAAGCUGGGAGGCUCCCAAACAUCGAGAAGACUCUCGGCGAAGGGGAGAAACACGAUUUCUCCGAAAUCGAGCCUGCAGUCAACACCCUAUCAGGGGGGCGGACCCAAAAAAAGGGAAAUGUGUUACAGCCGCAUGGUAUGUUCACCCUGUCUCUCCCUCCAAGCUCGGCAUCGCUUCGAGUCGACUGUGUCAUGAAGCUCGAGAGCACUAUAUAAUGCGAUGAAUCUGAGUCGGGCCAGCUCGUAUUGAGAGAUUCACAGUGUCGCGGACGCCAGAGGAGCGCAGGGCAAUGAAGACUGCAUGGCAAAAGGCGGCCAGGGCUUUGGCGAGAGAAAAUAAAGCAAAAGAGAAAAACGCAUCGAAAGAGAGGGAUAUCAAUCAGUAGACCGACCAUGCCUGAAAGUCGUGUCUUGGCUCCAAUAGAGAGGACCGCGUCCGUCAAUUGGAUAGUACUCCCUUUCCGGGUUCUAAGAGAGAAGGAGAGGUAUGGCACACAUAGCCACUUGGCUCUCCAAACCGUACUGUGCCGCGGUCAGCUGGGCUCAAGCCGCGAUGCGCCAACUCGAGCGGGAAUGAUCGAGGUGCACAAUGUCCACCGGCAAAGUUCUUGAGCGAAGACGAGCAGUGGCGGGGAAUCAUGGGCGACAGAGUUAUAGAGAACGGCUGCUUUACACAGCUGAUAUGAAUGAAUCACUGUUAUUGCCAAGGAUCCUUUUCUGCUGAGCGGGAUAUCUGGUGGUGCAACUCGUAGUCUGCUCGUGGCACAUAGCUGCCUAAGCUUGAACCGUGUUGUCAGAGCGACAGAUAUCUGGGCAUACGAUUCGGCAACUUUGGUCAUCUUACACGACGAUGUCGCACGACCAAUGGUAGCAACAUCCCACGACAUGGACACGAAGUGCCCGCAUUGAACCGGAAAGAACCAGACUCGCUUUAGACUGUGCAAGAGUUCGCGACAUUCUUUACUGGAGUACAAUAGGCCAUCUACGAGAUCGCCUACAGGAUAGAAGCUGCUUCAAGCAGAUUUCAUUGGCGCAAUCAACAAGUUGAAUUAGUGGAUUACAAGCUGCGGGCAAACAGACUCUGCCAACAAUACCUAGUCUCACCCUUUCAAGAAGUCAAACCAUCUCCGCUGAGCGUUGAAGAGUACGCUUAUCCUCCAUAGCUGCUAACCACCUUCCCCGUGUCUCGCAGCGGUCGUCGAAUUUGCGCAGAGAUGAAUUCGGUUAAUGUAGAAAAGAAGGUUGCAUUGGCGAGUUUCGUCCUUGUCGUGUGAGCAAUGAUGCGGAUCCAUCUACCACUUCGGGCCGGCUUUUCUUGGUUGGAGAAGGCGUGAUCUGAACAGUCUUGGUACAUAUACCAGUUGUUUACACAAGUCGCAAGCGUCGAACGACCCAUCACUUGCGCGA
Sphaerulina musiva SO2202 is the source of this 1944-nucleotide messenger RNA. Its product is annotated as histone-fold-containing protein. Bases 76 to 528 code for a protein of 150 amino acids. The record is from RefSeq and is a predicted model, not a curated record. Lineage: Eukaryota; Fungi; Ascomycota; Dothideomycetes; Mycosphaerellales; Mycosphaerellaceae. Gene Ontology annotation, cellular component: negative cofactor 2 complex. Gene Ontology annotation, biological process: RNA polymerase II preinitiation complex assembly; positive regulation of transcription by RNA polymerase II; negative regulation of transcription by RNA polymerase II. The transcript is spliced from 2 exons. Gene Ontology annotation, molecular function: general transcription initiation factor activity; TBP-class protein binding; core promoter sequence-specific DNA binding.